Messenger RNA from Porites evermanni, 5440 nucleotides. The record is from the annotation of a GenBank genome assembly. NCBI's taxonomy places the organism in Eukaryota, Metazoa, Cnidaria, Anthozoa, Scleractinia, Poritidae.
CACUUCCAAGACAGCUUACCACGGUUACCAAUUCCAAAACUAGAAGAUACGUGCAACAGGUAUUUGGAUGCCCAAAAACCACUUUUAACUCCUGAACAAUAUGAAGAGACUAAACGCCUUGUUGAGAAGUUUCAGAAACAUGAAGGUCCAGGUACAGUAUAAUAUUAUUAAUAUAGAAUAUUAUACUGAUCAAUUUAUACAGCUCCCAAAGAAACACUUUAAUAGCUGUUUAUCUGAAGUGUAUAUAUGACAGACUGAGUGUUUGUAGUAGGGCAUGACCUGGGAAAAAUACAAUAAAGCCAUCUAUCAUGGAUCAAUUCUUAUUCAUGGCAUGCAAAAAAAAGGAACUCAAAAACAAACAAACAAAACAAAAACAAAACAAAACAAGUUGUGACUGAAAUGUCUAGUAACUGUACAUGUGACGCGUAAGCAGGCUUUUUGUUAGUCGAGUACAAAAGGCAUUGCAAGAGGGAAAGAUAAAUUAUUAAAUUAUUUUAUGGGUUUAUACUAGUCUGAGAAAUUAGCCAACAUUUUGCGACAUUACCAUUAAAGUUUCCCAGGGAAAUGAUGUCUGGAGAACGAGCACAGAAAUACUGUAGAGAGGAGAAAUGUGACGUCACAUUACCAUGGUAGCAAUUUUUUUGGAUCACAAGAAAAUGGGGCUUAGGCAACAAUGACGGUGAUGGCAAUGAGAAAAGCAAAAAAGGCAAUGAGUUUAUAUUAGUAAAACAACAGCUUUACACGUUGAUCAUGCUUUUUUGCACAUUUUUUUAAUAGCGAUCAUUGCUCGACUGCGACAUGAAACUUCCUAACUCAGAUACAGUCCUUUCGCAUUCAAUCCACAAAAUUUCGCCAAAAUUUGACAAAUAAAAUGAAAUUGAAUAAGAUCGAUGAAGUUUAAAACAUUGUGAAUUUGCUUUUUAAGUGAAUUUUCGGUUCGUUGUCAUCCAAAAAUUUUGCUACCAUGGCAACAUGACGUAAUGACUUCUCCUCUCUAUUACAUACUGAUUUACAUAUCCAUACCCAGAUCUAAGUAGUGCCUCUGAUUGUUUGUGCUGCAUGAGAAAUUGUAAUUGCAUUGACCAAUCAGAAGCACUUUUUUACCCUGAUCUGGGAAGUGUGAUGUCAUUAGUGUGGAAUUUCUGCACUGUUUAUCAAGUCAUUUUGCAAGAAAACCAGUGGUGAUGCCUUCAAAUGUUGGCUUCUUUCUCAUGCUUACGUAUAUAUUUCUCUGCCAAAAGUAUACCUGCAAGUGUUACAUGUAUAAUGGAAUGAUAACUGCACUCAAACUUUGAAUACGUGAUCAAUCCUUCUAUAAUUUGAAUCACUGAUGAUAGAAUUUUGUCAGUCUCAAAUUCACUUUAAGACAGAAAGUUUAUGAAACGGGUUAACUGAUGUGUUUAGAUGGAUUAUCCAACUGUGGUGUGAUAGUGGCCAUAGAUCCCCUGAUAGAUAACAGGUAUGACGUUGAUUUUGCAUUUUUCUUCACAGGUCUAAAUGCUGAACUUUUACAGAAAAACAAGAGAAACAAACAUACUAGUUACAUAUCAGGUAUUCUUGUCAAAAAACCCUUUUUAUCGUGGAGAAUACCAGUGCUGUACAGUAAUGUAAUCAAUUUCUUUUUACAGGUCCCUGGUAUGACAUGUAUUUAUCAUACAGAGACUCCAUAGUCCUCAACCAUAAUCCUUUUAUGAUGUUUAAAGAUGAUCCAGUAGCAGAAAAUAAUGACCAGGUACAGUGUACUGUAACAUGUCUUGACAGUGAAUGGACAGGUUGCUAUGUACAUAAUAAAGGGUCUUGUUUUUGGGACUCCUAAGGGGUCAAUAUGUGUCUGAGACCUACGCCAUUGUUCAAAGGCCAAUAUAAUCACUAAGUUUUAACUUAGAACCAAGUGUUAAAACCUAAUCUAAAUUCUUCUUUCUUAUUAUACUGUAAUUAUCUUUCCUUGGGUUCUUGUAAGAUGUCAAUUGGCCUUGGGGUGUGAAUGUGUUAAUUAAUGAGCUCUGUUGCUGUUUAAAGUUUAAGUGACUCUGUAACUUUAUUAUGGGUGACCUGCUUAAUCAAGUCUAAACCUUUUAGCUGUACCUUUAAACUGGUAAAUAUGCACUUUUACUCAUUUAAUGAACAGGAUGUCAAGUGAUGUCACUGAUAUUUAGGAAUAAUUUAUUUGCUUGAUUUGUUUUCACUCAGUUACAAAAUUUCGUUUAGUAUCAUUUUUUUAUUUUCUGACAUUUUCAAAAGUUCUAAUGAUUUGUGUAAAAUAUACGUAUUUCUAAGCAGCUAUGGCAACUGAAUAUUUUCUAAGUGCAAGUGAGUUGCAUUGAAUUUGCAUAUCUAUAUAAUAUCCAUUUUGCUCUUUUUUACCAUUUGUUUCUUAUGCAACCAAAGCAAAACUGAAGCUGCAUGUACGUGUCUUUGGUCACUGUACACAUUUCACUCUAAAAAAAAAUAAAUGAAUAACAAAAAUAAAAUUAAAAAAUUAAAAAAAAAUUUUUUGCCCUCUAUCAUCAUUUGUGUAAUUUUGUUUUUAUUCUUGUUCUGCCUGUAUUGUAAUGCUAUUAGUUUAACUGUUACAUAAUGAAAUGUAAAAAUGGCGAAACAAAAACAUCGGAAAAUUGGAGAAACUUAUUGAUGGCAUUUCUAUUAAUGUACUGGUGUUUUCACAGGUGGUCAGAGCCACUAACAUAAUAACAUCUGCCAUGAGAUUCAAGCUGUCACUUGAUGAAACACUCCUUGAACCAGAUGUAUUUCAUUUAAAACCACAAACAAGUGACACACAAUGGUUUAAAANUCAGUUACAAAAUUUCGUUUAGUAUCAUUUUUUUAUUUUCUGACAUUUUCAAAAGUUCUAAUGAUUUGUGUAAAAUAUACGUAUUUCUAAGCAGCUAUGGCAACUGAAUAUUUUCUAAGUGCAAGUGAGUUGCAUUGAAUUUGCAUAUCUAUAUAAUAUCCAUUUUGCUCUUUUUUACCAUUUGUUUCUUAUGCAACCAAAGCAAAACUGAAGCUGCAUGUACGUGUCUUUGGUCACUGUACACAUUUCACUCUAAAAAAAAAUAAAUGAAUAACAAAAAUAAAAUUAAAAAAUUAAAAAAAAAUUUUUUGCCCUCUAUCAUCAUUUGUGUAAUUUUGUUUUUAUUCUUGUUCUGCCUGUAUUGUAAUGCUAUUAGUUUAACUGUUACAUAAUGAAAUGUAAAAAUGGCGAAACAAAAACAUCGGAAAAUUGGAGAAACUUAUUGAUGGCAUUUCUAUUAAUGUACUGGUGUUUUCACAGGUGGUCAGAGCCACUAACAUAAUAACAUCUGCCAUGAGAUUCAAGCUGUCACUUGAUGAAACACUCCUUGAACCAGAUGUAUUUCAUUUAAAACCACAAACAAGUGACACACAAUGGUUUAAAAAUGUUAUCAGGUAGGUACAAAAUACAUAGUAACAAUUAGAUACUUAGAUAGAUAGUUAGAUAGUUUAUUAAAAAUAAAUACAUGGGCAGCCAUGCGUAUUUACUGUAAAUACUUGGGCAGAGCAUAAAAGAAAACAAGGGCACCCAACGUCAAUUUUCGGAAAAUAUCUCUUCGGAAGACGUUUUGAGAUCUGGAAUUUUAGGAACAUUUGUUGUAAACUUUCUCGCUUGCCUGCCUCUUCUGGGAUUUUCGAACGUCCAAAAAAUGGUAUAAUUGCACCUUUUAAACGGAUUUUUACCCUAAAAAGGUCACCUAGAAUUUCGCGAGCCUUUUUUAAGGUGAAAUUUUCGAAAAGGUAAGUUUUGAUCCCUAUAAUUUUCGGAUCACUAGGCUUUCAGCUAGAAAAUCCGAACAGAUGAAGAAUUUUUAGGGGAUAAAAAAAAGGCCUAUAUCUACCGUUUAAAUACUAAAAUACGUUUAACAAUGCUAUGUUUAAGUGGUUUUGAACUAUAUUCUCGUUGGGUGCCCCUGAGAAAACAGGCGCUGCAUAAAAUAGGAUUGAUCUUAUACAUAUGGUAUAAAAGAGGACUAAGUCCCUACAUGGAAGCUUUGCCUGUUUAAGCUGAACUAGGAAAUACAAACGUUUAGAUGCCUUCUUUACAGUAAUAUUCGUUAAUGUGCUCUUUCCACGCUUGUAAUUAUCACACCCAGCGGCUUUGCGCUUCUAAUUGCUUCAAGUUGGUUACCAUCAUUUACAAGAAUAGGAUGGAACUCAGACUGCUUUUUAGUGAAGGAGAUUCUAAGUUCUUUACACUUUUCGCUGUUCAGUUGAACCUUAUUAUCUAAGGACCACUAGGAUACACAGUCUGCUAUAUGUUGUGCAUUACACUGUAAAGGGAUGAAAAAGGUGACGUUUCAAGUGCAUUUUUGUAGAGUUAGGAUAAAUUUCAGCUUUUCAAUUUGAAUCCAUUUACGGUGGUUAACACCUGAGGGGUGAGAUGAAAUCGCUUGCCCUUUGGCAAAGCUGCUGCUAAAGCCUGCUAGCCCAGAGAAGUUGUGCAGACCUACCAAUCCACUUUUUCUCCUUCAUGUAUUUUGUUACUUGACUUUCGGACAAUGAUUUGUAAUUUAACUAGUAUGCUAGCACCGUGGGUUGUUCCACUAGCCUCAAGUAAUCAGACAGCACUUUUGUCAUGCCCUGACCUACAACCCUGGUCAAAAUAACUUGGAACACUUCCGAUUUUGUGGCAUGCGCAGUACAGUCUCCUCGCCCACAUGCAGUGGUGUUAAAAAGCGCAGUUUGGGAAAGCUUGAGCGAUUUUCAGGGGAAAUCGACUAAGUGUUCCAACUAUUCUGUUCGGGGUUGUAGGUUGCAAAUGGUACUACCGACCCAAACCCAGGUCAGUAGAAAAAACAUGCCCAGCCAUGAGCCCCGCCCACCAAACCCAGCCCCAACCCUAGCACCCGGCCCCUCACGCUGGGUUUAGAGGUUCGGUAGGGGUUCAGUAACUUGGUAAAAAGUAAAAACUAAUCUACGGUGUGGAAGGGAAGGAGGAAGGGGAAGAAAAACUCUAAAAAGGCAGUAAAAAAAAAAAACAAAAACAAAUGUUUUUUACAGGGUCACUUAGAACAAUAUUGUUUGGACAUCGGUCUUGUUGGUUGAUAAGACAUUUUUUUUUUCGCAGAAUUUUCUAAAAGUUUAGUUCCCAGCUAAGGGAAACAUUUUUGUUCUUGACAACCGACCUGCUUGUUGUGGAGCCCACUUCGAAGCAACAAUAGCAAUAUUUCAAGUUCAGUUGCUUUGUUCAUGACACUAAUAACCAGUUUAUGGCACAUGCAGGUUUGUUCCCCGGAAGCUUUCAUGGUAUGGCGCGUUUUUAGUGAAGGCUUUUCCUUUAGAUAUGAGUCAAUACGCAAGGUUGUUUUGUUCAACCCGCAUACCUGAGGUGAAAAAAGACAGGCUAGCCACGUUUGAGAAUGCUCGACACAUGGUGGUCAUGAGGAAAGGAAACUUUUAUGUUUUCGAUACCAUUACAACUGAUGGU